Oppiella nova is the source of this 420-nucleotide messenger RNA. The record is from the annotation of a GenBank genome assembly. NCBI's taxonomy places the organism in Eukaryota, Metazoa, Arthropoda, Arachnida, Sarcoptiformes, Oppiidae.
GCAAACACCUGCCGAUCACUGGUCGCCUAUUUGGGCGCCUCCCAGAAGUUUGAUGUCCAGCACCUGUUAGAUAACUAUAGUUAUGUAGAAAAGGCCCGAAUAUUCUACACGACUGGCUAUCAUUUGGCUGUCAGUCCCGAGUCCAUCAUGAAUUUGGCUCAACACGCGCACAGUAACCCGGAUAAGCUGUUUACGAUGAACCUGUCGGCGCCGUAUAUCAGUCAAGCCUUUUCCAAACCGCUUCUGGAGGUCUAUCCGUUUGUGGAUAUUCUGUUCGGUAAUGAGACGGAAGCCGACGCUUUUGCGGAGUUAAACGGAUGGCAGACAAAGGACAGGAAAUCAAUCGCCAAAUUGGCGGCUGAUAUGGAGUGUCGGCGAAAGUCGGGCCGAACUGUUGUCAUAACUCAGGGAAAGGACGCC